AUGUUGAAGACCUUGAGAAGCUCGGGUGUCGCCAGUGCCCUGCGAAGCAGCGCUCGGAUGUACGCGUCGUACAACAAGCCUGUUGGUGGUGCGUCUAAUUUUGCUGUGCCUGACUACAAGCAGGACGUUUCGGCCAACCGCAACUCGGACGUUAAGCGUAACUACACCUAUUUCAUGGUCGGCACUUUUGGCGUGCUUGGUGCCGUCGCUGCCCGCUCGACUGUCCAGGACUUCCUGUCUAGUAUGGCUGCUUCCAAGGAUGUUCUUGCCUUGGCCAAGGUCGAGGUUGAUCUGGCUACUAUUCCUGAGGGCAAGAACUUGGUUAUCAAAUGGCGAGGCAAGCCAGUGUUUGUCCGUCACCGCACACAGCACGAGAUCGACGAGGCCAACUCUGUUGACAUCUCCAUCCUCCGUGAUCCCGAGACCGAUGCCCAGCGUGUCCAGAACCCGGAGUUUUUGGUCAUGGUUGGCAUCUGCACCCAUCUGGGUUGUGUGCCUAUCGGUGACGCCGGUGAGUACAACGGCUGGUUCUGCCCCUGCCACGGUUCGCACUACGAUAUCUCCGGUCGUAUUCGCAAGGGCCCUGCUCCUCUUAAUCUCGAGAUUCCUGAAUACACCAUGGACGGCGACAACCUCACUAUUGGUUAA
Messenger RNA from Wickerhamiella sorbophila, 648 nucleotides. RefSeq names its product Cytochrome b-c1 complex subunit Rieske, mitochondrial. Gene Ontology annotation, molecular function: quinol-cytochrome-c reductase activity; 2 iron, 2 sulfur cluster binding. Gene Ontology annotation, cellular component: membrane. The transcript has a single exon. Lineage: Eukaryota; Fungi; Ascomycota; Dipodascomycetes; Dipodascales; Trichomonascaceae. The record is from RefSeq and is a predicted model, not a curated record. The coding region runs from base 1 to 648 and encodes 215 amino acids. Gene Ontology annotation, biological process: mitochondrial electron transport, ubiquinol to cytochrome c.